Pan troglodytes (chimpanzee) is the source of this 2051-nucleotide messenger RNA. RefSeq names its product homeobox C11 (gene HOXC11). Gene Ontology annotation, cellular component: nucleus. The coding region runs from base 117 to 1031 and encodes 304 amino acids. Gene Ontology annotation, molecular function: DNA-binding transcription factor activity, RNA polymerase II-specific; RNA polymerase II cis-regulatory region sequence-specific DNA binding. Gene Ontology annotation, biological process: regulation of transcription by RNA polymerase II; anatomical structure development. Lineage: Eukaryota; Metazoa; Chordata; Mammalia; Primates; Hominidae. The record is from RefSeq and is a predicted model, not a curated record. The transcript is spliced from 2 exons.
GUGCUCAGAGAGAGAGAGACUAAGACGGAUAACGCGUCAUCUCGCCUUCCCAAAUUUUCCCCCCUCGCUAGACCGGGUCCAAAACCUCCAUCCGGAGCCGGCAGGAGAGGAGAACGAUGUUUAACUCGGUCAACCUGGGCAACUUCUGCUCGCCGUCGCGCAAGGAGAGGGGCGCAGAUUUCGGCGAGCGAGGGAGCUGCGCCUCCAACCUCUAUCUGCCCAGUUGCACUUACUACAUGCCCGAGUUCUCCACGGUCUCCUCCUUCCUGCCCCAGGCCCCCUCUCGUCAGAUCUCCUAUCCCUACUCGGCCCAAGUGCCCCCGGUCCGGGAGGUCUCCUACGGCCUGGAGCCAUCCGGCAAGUGGCACCAUCGGAACAGCUACUCCUCCUGCUAUGCGGCGGCCGACGAGCUUAUGCACCGGGAGUGCCUGCCUCCUUCCACCGUCACCGAGAUCCUCAUGAAAAACGAAGGCUCCUACGGCGGCCACCACCACCCCAGCGCCCCGCACGCAACCCCCGCCGGCUUCUACUCCUCAGUCAACAAGAACAGCGUCCUGCCUCAAGCCUUCGACCGUUUCUUCGACAACGCCUACUGCGGUGGCGGCGACGCGCCCGCCGAGCCCCCCUGCUCCGGUAAGGGCGAGGCCAAGGGGGAGCCCGAGGCACCCCCGGCCUCGGGACUGGCGUCCCGGGCUGAGGCGGGUGCCGAGGCGGAGGCUGAGGAGGAGAACACAAAUCCCAGCUCGUCCGGUUCAGCCCACUCCGUGGCCAAGGAGCCGGCCAAAGGAGCCGCCCCCAACGCCCCCCGCACCCGCAAGAAGCGCUGCCCUUAUUCGAAAUUCCAGAUCCGGGAACUGGAGCGAGAGUUUUUCUUCAACGUGUAUAUCAACAAAGAGAAGCGGCUGCAGCUGUCCCGGAUGCUGAACCUGACGGACCGACAAGUGAAAAUUUGGUUUCAGAACAGAAGGAUGAAAGAAAAAAAACUGAGCAGAGACCGGCUGCAGUAUUUCUCGGGAAAUCCGCUGCUGUAACCUGCAGACCGGGCCCUUUUGGGGGCGGGGGGAGGGGAAAAUUAUUUUAUUUUAUUUUUAUUUUUUAUUUUCUAACUCGUCUUCUUUCCGCCGGUGGAAAACUGGACUGUGGCCAGGGCUGGCCCCCACCGCUGUGGCCGGCACUCCAUUCCGGAACCUCCUGGACCCUCUAUCUGACUCUCGCUGUGGGACAGGGACCGGGCCUGGAAAGGGGGUGAAGGGAAGUGUCUGACGCACGGCGAGUGAACACCGUUGGCGCCGAGGCCAAGACUUUCAUUUAAAAGAAAACACACCUCGGCGACAAUGUCUUGCUGCUCGGAUUAGGUGGGGGAGGGGCGACAGUAGUGAGCGCCUGAGCCGAACAAUCCUCGAACUAAAAGCCUUCCCUUGCCCAAGUGAAAAGAUCCGCUAAGACAGCAUGUCUGCCAGCGGAAACUUCUCGGGCUCCCCCCUCUACCCCGCCCCACCUUGCCCCACUACUUUAGGGGGCAGCUAAAUGUGAUCCUGCCUUGCUGUGAAAUUUCUGUACCUUCAACCUGGUGUUAGGUGUGCAAAGUCCGUGUCCUACCUCCGUCUUCGCCAAGGCCCCGCCCGAGCCUAGUUGUUCUCCCCCUGAAUGUGUAGAACCUUCCUUUGAAAUUUCUUAAUCGGUGCAUUGAGGUUUCCAAAUCUUUUUCCAAGCAGUGCCCCACUUCAUGGAUUUAUAGCUAUAGUCUAUGCAGUCGUUACCUCUUUUUUUUUUUUAAGAAAAUUGAAGAUUGGGGUGGUGGAGGCAGUAGGGAGAUGGGAUUGGGCACCUCCCCCGUGCUGGGGCCUGGAUUUUUGUAAAUAAAUUUCCCAAGCUUUUCUUUCCACCUGGAGGGAAAGGGGGGGACGCCCCCAGUGAGAUUCAAAUCACGCAUCUCUCCUCCUCUGCGUGAGUGCGUGUGUACGUGUGCACUCCCCACCCUGCUCCCUUCCCAGAGGGAUUGCUGUGAAAUUUUUUUGGUGGCAAAUAAAGAUAAAUUUCAUUCUGUUCAA